This is a messenger RNA of Cucumis melo (muskmelon), 1687 nucleotides long. RefSeq names its product cytokinin dehydrogenase 3-like. The transcript is spliced from 5 exons. Lineage: Eukaryota; Viridiplantae; Streptophyta; Magnoliopsida; Cucurbitales; Cucurbitaceae. The record is from RefSeq and is a predicted model, not a curated record. Gene Ontology annotation, biological process: cytokinin metabolic process. Gene Ontology annotation, molecular function: cytokinin dehydrogenase activity; FAD binding. Bases 53 to 1627 code for a protein of 524 amino acids.
UCUUCUUCAUCUUCAUCUUAAUUUUUCGAAUUAUUGAGAGAGAAAUCCAAAGAUGAAUGAAAACCUUCCAGUUCCAGCUUAUUUCAUAAUCACUUUUUUCAUAAGCCGAUUAAAAUCAAGCAUAAACAAAUCCAAGGCAUGGACUACAACCUUAAACCAACGACCAAACAACCUCCUAAACGACCCCGAAACAUUAACCUUAGCCUCUUCGGAUUACGGGAACAUGGUUAAAGAAACCCCAGCCGCGGUUCUUCAACCAUCAUCGAUAAACGACAUCGUUCAAUUAAUCUCUUAUGCCUAUAACAACCCCAUCCCUUUUCAAAUCGCCGCAAGAGGACAAGGACAUUCCGUACGAGGUCAGGCAAUGGCCAAAAACGGCGUCGUUAUCGACAUGUCGGCACUGCGGCGGAAUCGGAAAACCCCGGGAAUUGUCGUGUCGUGUAGGCGGUGGACGACGGGGGAAUUUUACGUGGAUGUGGGAGGGGAACAGCUGUGGAUUGACGUGUUGAAUGAGACGUUGGGAUAUGGGAUGACGCCGGUUUCGUGGACAGAUUAUUUGUAUAUCACAGUGGGAGGGACGUUGUCAAAUGCAGGAAUCAGCGGGCAGAGUUUUCGGUACGGUCCACAGGUCAGCAACGUGGUGGAGAUGGAUGUCGUCACUGGGAAAGGGAAUAUGAUGACUUGCUCUCCCAAAAAAAAUUGUGAGCUUUUCCAUGCCGUUCUUGGAGGGUUGGGUCAAUUUGGAAUUAUUGCUCGGGCAAGAAUUGCUUUGGAACCUGCUCCAAUUAGGGUUAAAUGGGUACGAAUGUUGUAUACUAACUUUGCCGCAUUCACUAAAGAUCAAGAGCAUUUGAUUUCAUUGAAUGGAAGGAAACAAAUGAAUGCCCUGGAUUAUUUGGAGGGUUUAGUUCUACUGCACCACAACAAACCAGAUAAUUGGCGCUCCUCGUUCUUUCCACCAUCUGAUCAUUCUAGAAUCAUCUCUUUGGCCAAUCAGAACUCUAUUAUUUAUUGCCUUGAAGUUGUUAAAUACUAUGAUCAUCAUACUCAAUCUACUGUAGAUAAGGACCUUGAAGUAUUACUACAAGGCUUAGAUUACGAGAGCGGGUUUAAGUUCGAGAAAGAUGUAACAUACGUUGAAUUUCUAAACAGGGUUAGAACUGGAGAGUUGAAGCUUCAAUCUAAAGGACUAUGGGACGUUCCUCAUCCAUGGUUGAAUCUAUUCGUACCGAGAUCUCGUAUUAUGGAUUUCAACUCGGGUGUCUUCAAAGACAUAGUAUUAAGACGAAAUAUAACCAAGGGGCCUAUCUUGAUAUAUCCAAUGAACCGAUCGAAAUGGGAUGAAAGAAACUCAACAGUAAUACCAGAUGAAGAAGUGUUCUAUACAAUAGGGUUCUUGAAUUCAAGUGGAUUUGAUGAUUGGAAGAAGUUCGAAGAACAAAAUGAAGAGAUAUUAGAAUACUGUGGGAAAUCAGGAAUUGAAAUCAAACAAUAUCUCCCUCAUUACAAAACGCAAACACAAUGGAUCCAACAUUUUGGUUCCAAAUGGACAAAUUUCCAACACAACAAAUUCAAGUUUGACCCUAAAAAUAUUCUCUCUCCAGGACAAAAAAUCUUCAAUUCUUGAAAUUUAUCUCUUAUUAUUACUAUUAUCAGUAUUAUUUUCUUCUCAGUGUAAGAAAAAAUA